UUUUUAAACUUUUAUCUUGCAUUUGAUCUCUAUGACGUUCCGGCGCGUCAUUUACAAUAGCAUUUCAAGCUGCAAUCAACACUUGAAGUUGGUUUAUUUCAAACCACGUGAAGUACAUCGUUGUGUUGCUAUAAAGUCCAAAAUGUCCCUGAACGAAGCGAAAAAAAUAGCUGCUUAUCGGGCUGUGGAUGAGUGGGUGAAGAACAAUACCGCUGUGGGCAUAGGCAGCGGUUCAACUGUGGUCUUUGCCGUUGAUAGACUGGCUCAACGUGUAAAAGAGGAAAAGUUGGAAGUUGUGUGUGUUCCCACUAGCUUUCAAGCACGCCAACUGAUUGUGGAGAAUGGUUUGGUCUUGGGCGAUCUCGACCGUAAUCCUCAACUAAAUGUAGCCAUAGAUGGAGCCGAUGAAGUGGACAAAGACAUGGUGUUAAUAAAAGGCGGAGGUGGCUGUUUGUUGCAAGAGAAAAUAGUGGCUUCCUGUGCUGAGCGACUCAUAAUUAUCGCUGACUACACGAAAAACUCACAUAAAUUGGGUGAACAAUAUAAAAAAGGAGUUCCCAUAGAGGUAGUGCCCUUAGCCUAUGUGCCCAUACGUGAAAAAAUACAAAAACAAUUUGGGGGUGAAUUGAAAUUGCGUAUGGCUGUUGCUAAAGCGGGACCUUGUGUAACAGACAAUGGCAAUUUUAUAUUGGAUUGGAAUUUCCCUCAGGAUGUAAAUUUCCAUUGGUCCGAUGUAAAUAGAGAUCUUCUAAUGAUACCCGGGGUGGUGGAGACUGGCUUGUUUGUCAAUAUGGCCCAAAAAGCAUAUUUUGGCAUGGCUGAUGGUUCGGUCAAGACACAAGACAAAUAAACACCACAAGCUGUUUCUGUGAGACAUAAGCUUGCCUAUAUAUAAGAAAAACAAUUUUUUGAAUUCAAGAAAAUAAAUGUUCCCUUAUUUUUUUACAAGUUUUUGCAAAUGUAAA
Messenger RNA from Stomoxys calcitrans (stable fly), 965 nucleotides. It is a transcript of the gene Rpi, whose product is annotated as ribose-5-phosphate isomerase. Lineage: Eukaryota; Metazoa; Arthropoda; Insecta; Diptera; Muscidae. Gene Ontology annotation, biological process: pentose-phosphate shunt, non-oxidative branch; D-ribose metabolic process. The record is from RefSeq and is a predicted model, not a curated record. The coding region runs from base 32 to 850 and encodes 272 amino acids. The transcript is spliced from 2 exons. Gene Ontology annotation, molecular function: ribose-5-phosphate isomerase activity. Gene Ontology annotation, cellular component: intracellular membrane-bounded organelle.